Messenger RNA from Paramecium octaurelia, 408 nucleotides. Lineage: Eukaryota; Ciliophora; Oligohymenophorea; Peniculida; Parameciidae. The record is from the annotation of a GenBank genome assembly.
AUGGCCACUAGUAUUUUCCAGACUUAAAGUAAUAGAUAUUGCUCAUUAAGUCUGAAUGCCCCAUAAUAAAUGUUCGGCUUGUAAUUUAAGUAUUGACUUAGAUGCCAAUUUCUGGUGAUGCUUAUUUGGAACGACAUAAACAAUGUUUCAAUGUUAUGCUUCCUUAUUUUAGUAUAGUAAUUGUGGACUUAAAAAUAGUAUCCAAGUGAAGUAAUAUAUAUAGAAGAUACUCAUAUUUUGGAAUUUUAUAACUUGGACAGGCUCAUCCUACCCCAAUUGAAGUUGUUUUUUCACUAAAUACCAUAUUAUAAUAGGGACUCUAAACACACUUUAGUUUGCUCUCGGUUUGAAUUUUCCAGUAGAGUAAAUGCCUAUUUGUUACGCUAUGAAUUAAUUUUGAACAUUUGA